AUGGAUUCGAUUCUCCUAGCUCAUUUUCAAACAGUUGUUCCACGUUUAGGCGUAAUCUCCACCAUCCAUCACCGGAGUUUCCCCUGCACCAUCGCUCAUUAUAGCCGUCCCCUCUGUAGCAAGCAUGUCGCUGUUAAUUCCACUUCCCGCCGACGACGGCUUGCGGCGGUUGCCUCUUCUGCCACUGCUGACACUGCCAAUUCUGUGCCUCUUCGUGAGAAAACGUAUAACGUUGGUGAUUUUAUGACAAGAAAAGAGAGUUUGCAUGUUGUAAAACCUACAACUACAGUCGACGAAGCAUUGGAGAAACUUGUUGAGAAAAGAGUUACAGGGUUUCCCGUGAUUGAUGAUGACUGGAACUUGGUUGGUGUUGUCUCUGACUAUGACAUGUUGGCAAUUGACUCCAUCUCAGGUGGUGGUCAGCAUGAUUCAAACAUCUUUCCUGACGUUGAUAGUUCUUGGAAAACAUUUAAUGAAAUCCAGAAGCUACUCAAUAAAACUUAUGGGAAGGUUAUUGGAGACCUUAUGACAGAUGCUCCCCUUGUUGUGCGUGAAAACACCAACCUCGAGGAUGCUGUCAGGUUAUUGCUUAUCACAAAGUACCAUCGACUGCCAGUUGUAGAUGGAAGCGGCAAACUGGUUGGCAUAAUAACGCGGGGUGAUGUUGUCAGAGCUGCCCUUCAGAUAAAGCGUGCUAGUGAAAAAAUAUGA
Molecule: messenger RNA, 711 nt
Organism: Fraxinus pennsylvanica
Lineage: Eukaryota; Viridiplantae; Streptophyta; Magnoliopsida; Lamiales; Oleaceae
Source: the annotation of a GenBank genome assembly